Molecule: messenger RNA, 2946 nt
Organism: Lodderomyces oxycetoniae
Lineage: Eukaryota; Fungi; Ascomycota; Pichiomycetes; Serinales; Debaryomycetaceae
Exons: 1
Coding region: 1-2946 (981 amino acids)
Source: RefSeq, a predicted model, not a curated record
AUGCUUGACAAGUGCAUUGGGUGCAAUCAAAGAAGGAGGAUAGAAGAACCAGAAGAAGAUAAGGUCCGAGCACUAUGUCCUGUUUGUCGAUUAUGUCGAGCGUGGGUUCAUUUUAGAGAAUGUGGGCAAUCGUCGGAAACGUGUUUAAACAAUUUCUCCACUGCAACUAAAGAAUAUUCCGCAAAGCAAAUAGAAACUACUCAUACAAAGCUAAAGCCCUUUUAUUCCAUUCUUAUAGAGCACAUUCAAAAACGCACUUUUUCAAAUGGGUUAUUAUCACCAAACUCGGGUGAACAGGUUUACAAUAAGAUAGAUGACGAUGAUUUGACAGCUUACAAUAAGAUAGAUGACGAUGAUUUGACAGCUUACAACAAGAUAGAUGACGAUGAUUUGACAGCUUACAACUCUAUAUGCCGAGUUUGUAAAAAGGUAAGGGCCCAGGAUGAACCGAGGAGCUUUAGGAAGAUGAGAACAUGUCCUCGUUGUUGGUUCAUAGAGGAUUAUAAAACAGGAAAGUAUCCAUUAUCAAUGACCCAAUAUUUCGGAAACACUGAUGUUUCCAUCAAACUAUUUCUCUUGAAACAAGAAAUAGCGCUUGGGCACGAUGAUUUCAUUGACAAACUUUGCGAAGAUAAAGAUCUUCGAAAAUACAGUAGGGAUAUUCGAAGUAUAGCCAAGAAUAUGAAAGAAUCUCAAAUCCAAAACACAUCACCACUACCAACAGCAUCGCAAGCUUCAAUGAAAUUAGUUUCAGAGUUGUCCCCAAAGUUACUAAAAGAUUUAUUACAAGAACAAGCAACUACGUCUGAGCAUGAUGCUUUGCAAAGUGUAAACUUAAAUGGAGGUGGAAACUCUCGAACUAGUGAGGAGGCAUCAAAUGACCGUGCUUUGAGUGCACCGCUGGUUGAUUUUAGUGGGCAUUCAGAUCACAAUAUUGAUGAUGAUGAUGACUAUGAUGAUGAUGAUUGGCUAACUAGCUCAUAUGAAAAUGAACUAAGCAUGGGUGAGAAAAGUCCCAGAAACAACAACAACAGCAGCAGCAGUAGUAGUAGUAGUAGUAGUAGUAGUAGUAGCAUCAGCAGUAGCAUCAACAACAAGAGGAGGGGGACAAAGAGGAAAAGUAGAAGGAGGAGAAUACAUAUUUCCAAAUCCCCGGUAGCGAACCUACUGCAAGAUAGAAGUAGUACCAAGAGUGUCCAACUACGCGAGGAUAGAGCAUAUAUUAAUGGAACAAACUUUAUCCAAAGCAAUGAAACUGAUAGGCUUGACAUAGAAAAGAAUAUAGAUUAUUUCAAUAAGGUUGCAAAUGUUAGCCCCUUUUUGGAAGAAGAAGAAACAGAGAGUCAGGUUAACGGACAGGUAGUUAUUCCUAGAGAUGAAUCUGAGAGCAAAAGUGAAUCUCGUCAUGAGAGUUUUGUUGAAAACGUCAAUGUUCCUGAAGCCGCUACGAUUACUGUUCAAGAAGAGCCAUCUAAGGUUAUUGGUAACAAUCCAUCAAUGAACCAACCUUUGCUGGACGAUUCCGAUGACGAUAUUCUUGCCGAAUUUUAUACCCCUCUUGUUGAAAGUGACGACGAUUCUGGUGAACCAGUGGCCGUACCCACUCGAGUGACUAGGCGUAGAAGAAAACGCGGGAGAGCAAGGUAUACUCGUAGAGCACCGCGUACAACGUCGAACAAUACUCAACAACAACAACAACAAGAAGAAGAACAAGAACAACAAGAAGAAGAACAAGAACAACAAGAAGUAGGAACUCAACUGGGUGUAUUAAUACAAGAGGCAAACAAUGAAGCUGUAAAUUUAGGUAGUAAUGGGCAAUCGGCAAACAGCAUAAAUAAUGGGUUGAUUUCAAGACCAGAACAAUUUGGAAAAAACGCAACUGAUGUUACUCCAUCAAGAGAACCAAUCGAGCGCUCUUUGGAAAUGAGUGAAUUGAACACGGGAAAAACAGGGCACAGAAGAACAAGGGACACGAGUUUUCCAGUAUCAGGAAAUAGUAGUGGCCAAAGUGUGGAUAAUCGGCUGAUAGCACAGAAAGCAGCAACAACUUCAUCUACAAGAUCAAUUCGAAAUAAUAGUGUAGAAGAUUUUCCCGGAAGAAUAACAGAAUCCCCUGAGCCCAUACUAGAAGCAAGCUUGCUAAAUACUCAACAAAUUAGCCAUCUGCCAGCUCCCCCUCCGAUCACGCCUCGUUCAGUACGUAUAGAAGCUGAAAAAUGUCUGGUUUGCAAAAAAUCACGAAACUCCGAACCGUAUGAAUCACGGCUAAGAGAUACAUGCCCCCGGUGUUUAUUAUUGGAGAGAGUGAAAACGUGUCAUACUUCUAUUGCAGCUGAAUUUCAACUAUUGGAUAAAACAGUGAAAUACUAUUUAUUCAAACAGGAAUUGGCGUCAAAAGAAAAUCUUGAGCUUUUGACUGCGUUUUGGCAAGAUAAUGAUAUUAAUGUCUUUACUCAGGAACAUACUGAUUACAUUCGAGAAAAGCAAGAGCUUGAUUGGAUUGAAGAAAGAUCUCCUCUCCGGCAAAAGAACAACAGUUCUGCAGGUGGUGAUGGUGAUGGCGAUGGUGGUGAUGGUCGUGGUGAUGGUGGUGAUGGUCGUGGUGAUGGUCGUGAUGGUGAUGGUGGUGGUGAUGGUGGUGGUGAUGGUGAUGGUGGUGGUGAUGGUAAUGGUACUUUACCGAAAAAAGGAGGCACUAAUAUCGAAAAAAUAUCUGCCGUCGCCACUUCCGCUUCUACUACUACAUCCUCUUUGCGUGGCAAUAGACGUAAGAGGAUUAUUUCCGUCAACCCCGAUUCCGCACAGCGACGAAAGAGGUUGUGUGAAAUCGAAAAGUAUAAUCAUCAGCAAACUCGUCCAGUACACAUAUUUGAUUUUUUGUCCAAUUCAAGAAACAGUACCAAAAGCACAAGAACUCUUAGACCCAGAGCUACAAGAAGUAAUUGA